This is a messenger RNA of Lachancea meyersii CBS 8951, 2043 nucleotides long. NCBI's taxonomy places the organism in Eukaryota, Fungi, Ascomycota, Saccharomycetes, Saccharomycetales, Saccharomycetaceae. The record is from the annotation of a GenBank genome assembly.
AUGAACACAAACACAGGCGAGACAGACGUAUUACGUUUGAAAGCCAUAACACAAGUUGGUUCGCAUCAGCAAGUCGUUUGGAACCCACAAUUGGCGCUAUAUCUGGUGGUUGCUGGGAAAAGUAUCGCAGUCAACAGAGCAACCGACGAUCAGCGAGUGGGAGCGGUGGUGCUGAAAGAUCCCGAGCAGGCCAUAGGAUACCAAUGGGAGCAGAAAACUGGCAAAAAGUUUGCAGUCUUCUACCGCAAUGGUCUGGUGCGGGUCUACGAUUGCACGACGACGGGCGGGCAUCUGCAAAAAGUGGUCAACAUGGCAGACGCGCAAAAAGGGCUAGAAACGAAAAACGCGAAUCUGAGCUCCGCUGUGUGGGCUACAGUCGUUUGGGAGCAGUUUUCCGAGACGUACACCGCGCUGGAUGUUGAUCUUACCGCUUUGAUGCCAGAAAUGGUUCGCAUUGUGCGGGACUCCAAACAGAUCACCAUGGCGCCUCUGGAGUGCUGGGGCCCCGACAUGCGUCACCCAGAGGCCUCACUGAUCCUAGCACACAGUGAGGACGACCACAAUUACCUACUUACGAUCGACGGUCUCGUCAGUGUGCGUUUUAGUAGUAAGAUUGCCCAUAUGUGCAAGAUUUUGCCGCCCAGCUACAAAGGAGGCCCGUUCGUAGGCGUGGCGCGCGAUGGAUCGCUAGAACACGUUUGUGUUUCGUUCACAAAGGCCCCGCUGAUGCGCGAACUAAUCAACAGCUCGGGCCAAGUCCGUAUGUUGUGCGAUUAUCUCGUGGAGAACAUCGCAGUGUGCAGAUCGGAUCUGAUAGAUCCCUACAUCCAGUUUUUGACCCGCAUCUCUGAUGCUUACAGCGGCCAAGACCUGUACACACAGCUGUGCGAAAUCUUAGUUUCUGGCUGCGUGGAUCCAGCUUUGGAAGACUGGCUGUGUAACAGCAUUGGCGACAAGAAUUUCAAGCGUUGGAAACAACUGUCGACUCGCAUGUACCGGGAUCUCAGCAACGUUCUGACCUUGGCUAUAGUGCCAGCCUGUGAGCGCUUGAUUCUGGAGUGCGAAAAGCUGCAAGGUAUCCAUAAAAGCAUAAAACUACACAAAAUGAAGGAUAAGUGCGAGUUUGAGACAGCGAGCUGGGCCAGCCCAAAGCUCGACACACUACUGCAUGUGUGCCAGGAGAUACUCCAAAGUACGCUGCGGUGGAUCUCGGAUUUGAAUCUCGAGGCCGCACUACACACGCUUUUCGCAGAUUGGUUUUUCGACGUGGUGAUGGAAUGCGUAGAUGAAGACUACAAAAUACCGGCAACCCACGAAACACGCAGCGCCCUACGACUUGAACAAUACCUGGCAGCGUGCUGGAGGAACCAGUCGGCUACAGCGGGGGUCCUGCCACUUGAGACGCUGGUAAGCGACCAGCUGGUCACGUGCGCAGCCAAUGUCGACGAGCUGUAUACCAAACCCUGGAUUUCGAAGCUUAUAGAGGUAUCUGUGGCAGCACCAACGAUACCAAACGUGCAUGUGUGGGAUGCGGUUGUCGAUGAUACCGGCACUGUUUUCACGGCGAGCCAGUCUGCGACAGAUCGCCCAAGUACUAUCAGAAUCACCGAACACGGGCGUGCCACGCACAAAGCGUCCACACAAGCGUGGGAUCUGGAAACUGGCACGCAGAUAAACACCACCACCACCACCAAAACUACUGGCGAUUCCAGUUUGUCGCAUCCUGAGUUUGGCGGCGUGCGCGUGCGCGUGCGCGAUGCGGCGUUCGUCACGUGCCCACAAUCUGUCGCCAUCUCAGCCGCACUCGUCGUUUUGCACGGCAACAGCGACAACGACAACGCUGCGCUCACCACGCUCCAAGUGCGUCCGUCCACGUUGCUCGCGGGAAAUUACACGCUGACUGGGUUGCAACAGCAACUGCCGCGAGCUUUAGCACCAUCCGGAUCCAGACGUCGUCUCCAUGCCUGUUCGUCGAGUUCGCUGCUUUCGGUCCACGAUUCUACGGUGAUGGCAGUCUACGAAAUGUCAUGUGACCAAGUUUAA